UCUUAAAAAGCCUCACAAAGCAAAAGUCUCUCUCUCUCUCUCUCAUGGAAUCCAUCACUUGGUGAUGCUUUCACUCUCUCCGGCGACGAUAAACUCAUCGCCGAACAAAUGAGUUAUGUUUCUUCCUUAUCAACUUCGUUCUGUGAGUUUCUUCCUCCGCAACUUUUUUUUCCGGCGGCCGGAGAAUUUAAUCGGCGUUAUCACGUUUACUGAACCGCCUCGUGAUUCUGUUUUAUCUUCGUUUUUCUUUCUGGUUCUCUCUAUCUAACGAUUUUUUAACUGUUUCGCUUACAUUACCUUUUUCCGAUCGGAUUGUUGAUCCGUUAUCACCGUCAGAUUCAUCAUCACCGGCGACGUUGAAAGUUAGUUCAUCUUGUUUCAACUCAAAUUUAACUAACUUCAAUAAUAAAUAUUAAUAAAAUAAGAAUAGGAAGAAAAUUAAAGAGUUCAGUUGAAUUGAAGAUAAAGCAUUAUGUUAGAUCUUAAUCUAUAUGAUGCGAACUCGGCCGAUUCCCCUCAGAACGCCGACUCGCCGAUGAUUUCGGAGAAGUUUCAUCAAACUUCAUGGAAUCAAAUGAUGGAAUCAGGAACAUCGAAUUCCUCCAUCGUCAAUGCGGAAGCGGACGCGGACGGUUCAAGCAACAACGCAGGUGAGGAGGACUCGUGCUCCACGCGCGUGAAUGACGUGUUCACCAUCAGUUUCGAUAUUCUUAAAAUGGAAGGUUCAAACGACGUCGUAACGAAAGAGUUUUUCCCUGUGACUGGAGGAGGUGAAGGUUUGUCUAAUAAUUGGAAGUUGCAAACUACGUCGUCGUUUCCGAUUAGGAAUGGUUCGAUUGAUCUAUCGUUUGAUCAGAAAGAAGAGAUGAAGUUUGUUCAACCUCCACAACAAGCUAAAAAGAGUAGGAGGGGACCAAGGUCUCGAAGCUCGCAAUACAGAGGAGUCACGUUUUACAGAAGGACUGGAAGAUGGGAAUCGCAUAUCUGGGAUUGCGGGAAACAAGUUUAUUUAGGUGGAUUUGACACAGCUCACGCUGCUGCUAGAGCCUAUGAUCGAGCUGCUAUUAAGUUCAGAGGAGUUGGUGCUGACAUAAAUUUCAAUCUGAAUGAUUAUGAUGAUGAUCUUAAACAGACGAAGAAUUUAUCGAAAGAGGAGUUUGUGCAUAUACUUCGUCGUCAAAGUACUGGUUUCUCAAGAGGAAGUUCAAAAUACAGAGGAGUAACACUUCACAAGUGUGGCCGUUGGGAAGCUCGAAUGGGACAAUACCUUGGCAAAAAGUAUAUAUAUCUUGGGUUAUUCGACAGCGAAGUAGAAGCUGCAAGGGCUUAUGACAAAGCAGCUAUCCAAAGCAAUGGAAUGGAAGCAGUGACUAAUUUUGAGCCCAGCACAUACGAAGGAGAGAUGAAAUCUGCAGCCAUAAAUGAUGGCAGCAGUCCAAAUCUUGAUCUCAAUUUGGGCAUAGCCAAACCAGCACCGGGUCCCAAAGAAAAUUGGGGGAAACUUCACUUCCCCUCUGUCUCUUACACAAGUUCAAGGAUGGAAACGAAUGUUUCAGGAAUCAGUAAUUCAUCUUUAAAAAGGCUAUUAGUAACUGAAGAGCAUCGUUCUUUUCGGAAUGACAUGUAUCCCGGUUUCUUUCCCAAUGAGGAAAGAGCAGAUGGUAUCAACAAAGAUCCUUUAAAAGGACUCCCCAUUUGGGCGUGGCAAACUAAUGGCCAGGUCACUACUACCCCAGUGGCACGGGUCUCUGCAGCAGCAUCAUCAGGAUUCUCAAUUUCAGCUCCCUUUCCAUCUACUCCAUUAUUUCCACCAAGAUCUAUGAACUCAAUUCCCCUGAGUCUCUAUUUUACAUCGCCCAAUGCACCUAACAGCAACACAUCUCAAUAAUAUUAUCAUGUUAUGUCCAUGCAAGCACCACCCUACCCUAUCAUGUACCACAGAUGGAAAGCAAACCAUAAAAUGUGUUUGCGUUUAAAAUUCUUUGUAUGAUUCAGUGGCCGAUUGAUGUAUAGUGAAACUUGACCACUGAAUAUCGCCUCUUGCUUAAACCGUUAUGCUAUUUUUCUAAUGCAUUAGUAUUACAAUAGUGCCGAUUUCUUAAAAUUAGGAUGUUUUUGCUGUUUACAUUCAUGAGAUUUACCAGUUAAUUUCCCCUGUUUGAACAUUGAUGAUAUUAUUAUUUGGCCACCAA
Vicia villosa (hairy vetch) is the source of this 2192-nucleotide messenger RNA. RefSeq names its product ethylene-responsive transcription factor RAP2-7-like. Gene Ontology annotation, biological process: regulation of DNA-templated transcription. Bases 473 to 1888 code for a protein of 471 amino acids. Gene Ontology annotation, molecular function: DNA-binding transcription factor activity; DNA binding. NCBI's taxonomy places the organism in Eukaryota, Viridiplantae, Streptophyta, Magnoliopsida, Fabales, Fabaceae. The transcript has 10 exons. The record is from RefSeq and is a predicted model, not a curated record.